AUGAAUCAUGCACGAAGUGAACAUACGGCAUCCGUAUUAAUAAAUGGAAGAGUGUUAGUUACUGGUGGAUAUAGUAGUGACAAUUGGGUGAAUAGUGCUGAGUUAUAUGAUUCAUCAACAGAAACUUGGACACCUACUGCUAGUAUGAUUAUGCCACGAGGUAGACACACAGCAUCCAUAUUAACAAAUGGAAAGCUGUUAAUUGUUGGUGGACAUAUUAGUGUUGAUGUCUUAAAUAGUACUGAGCUGUAUGAUCCAUCAACAGAAACGUGGACAUCUACUGCUAACACGAUUAAACCACGAACUAGCCACACAACAUCCGUAUUAACGAAUGGAAAAGUGUUAGCUGCUGGUGGAGAUAUCAAUUUUGAUGCUCUAGAUAGUGCUGAAUUGUAUGAUCCUUCAACAGGAACGUGGACACCUACUGCUAGCAUGAUUAUGCCACGAGCUAGCCACACAGCAUCCGUAUUAACGGAUGGGAAAGUGUUAGUUGCUGGUGGAGAUAACUCUUUUGAUACUUUAAAUAGCGCUGAAUUGUAUGAUCCUUCAACAGGAACAUGGACACUUACUGCUAACAUGAUUAAACCACGAGCUAGUCACACAGCAUCUGUAUUAACGAAUGGGAACGUGUUAGUUACUGCUGGAUUUGAUAAUAAUGCUCUGAAUAGUGCAGAAUUAUAUGAUCCUUCAACAGGAACGUGGACAACUAUUGAUAGCAUGAAUCAUGCACGAGCUAGCCACACAGCAUCCGUAUUAAUGAAUGGGAAAGUGUUAGUUACUGGUGGAGCUGAUGGUAGUGUGGUUUUGAACAGUGCAGAACUGUAUUAA
This is a messenger RNA of Rotaria sordida, 828 nucleotides long. Lineage: Eukaryota; Metazoa; Rotifera; Eurotatoria; Philodinida; Philodinidae. The record is from the annotation of a GenBank genome assembly.